Molecule: messenger RNA, 5007 nt
Organism: Penaeus indicus
Lineage: Eukaryota; Metazoa; Arthropoda; Malacostraca; Decapoda; Penaeidae
Exons: 25
Coding region: 214-3972 (1252 amino acids)
Biological process (GO): snRNA transcription by RNA polymerase III; snRNA transcription by RNA polymerase II
Cellular component (GO): snRNA-activating protein complex
Molecular function (GO): RNA polymerase II cis-regulatory region sequence-specific DNA binding; RNA polymerase III type 3 promoter sequence-specific DNA binding
Source: RefSeq, a predicted model, not a curated record
UGAUAUGAGUGCUGUGUCGCGCCGUCUCUUGGGUUUUCUUAUAUUCCUUUUAAAUAUUAAUGCGUUAGUUGAUUAAUCUUAUGUUACGGUAAGAAUGAAAGAUGAGGCAGUAUAAUAUACGUCAAAAGAGGUUGCACAUGGAAGACAAACGGUAGAAUAUUAGUAUUUUGCAUACGAAGUCAUUUCCCACGACCCUUGGCCCAAGCAAAGAAAAUGGAAGCCAUGGAAGGAGAUAAUUCUGACUAUGAGAAUGAAUUAGGCCCAGUACCUGUGAGUGAGCUUCAGAAGCAAGUAGAAGUUGGGAAGUUAAUUGACAGAGCUUUUGAACACGUCAGGCACAGCCAAGCAGCAGAAGAAGUAGCAGAUAUUGUAGCUGGUGCAGAAGGUCUCCAUCUUUUUGAUGGAGUUGCUGCAAUACAGGACCCUUUAGCUCCGGAGAUUCAGGCAGGCAACUUUAGGGCAUUGCACUCUUCCAGUGGAGUUGGGUCUGAUGGAACUGGAUCUCGGAGUAUAAACCUUCGCUACUCAGGCACAGCAAGCAACGAUGCUCAAAAUUUUGCUGGAAAUGGUGACACUGUUGAUGAUCUUUUAAAAGCAGCGCCAUCCUUGGAGACAUUGCACAAGCUGAACUUAACACUUCAGAAACGGAUUGAAGACAAAAUAGUCCAACUAGAGAGGAUAUUGCAGACAAACCUUGCUAGACAGGCACAUCUAAAAGAUGAAAUAUCACAAGACAGAGCGACCAGUGACCAGGAGAAGAAGGGAGAUACAAGGGAAAAAGCACCUUUCCGAGUUUCAAAUUUUUGCGUUCCCUAUUUCAAAAAUCGUAGUGGAAUGAAUGCUCCUAAGAAUGAAGAUGCUAGGUUCAAGCUCGACAAUGGCUGCCUGGACCUUUACACAACACGGGCACGCCAGUGGAAGGCCAGGGAAAAGGAGGCCUUGAAAGAGAGUGUGCACAAGGAAUGGAAGCAGCAGCUCAUAGACACAAAGGAACUGAAGCAGAGGGAUCUCCAGAGAAGGCUGAGGAACGCCGACACCAGCAGCGAAGAAACAUCGUUGGAAGAGAUGAAAGAAGACAUCGAGAAGCAAAUUAGGGAAUUAAGAUUGACACCGGCAGAAUCUCUAACACCUCCCCCACAUGAAAAAUUGGACUGGGAGAAAAUAGCAGCGCAGACAUUUGAUGGCCAUCGAACUUCUGAUGAGUGCAGCUUGCAGUGGGAGAACCUUCUUCACCCUACCAUAAAUACUUCAGAUUGGGAUCCUAAGGAAGAUAUGGCUAUUCAGGAACUGGUGACAUCAAGCAAGCAUGACAUUCCAGACUGGAGCAAAAUUGCAUUAAAAUUAAAGACAAACCGCACAGGAUAUCUGGUGAUGCAGCGGUGGGUAUCAUUUAUUGCUCCUGCUCUAAACCCUGCCAAGUGGACACCAGAAUCAACUCAGAAAUUGAUUGACACUGUGAACAUGCUUAGGGUUAGCAACUGCAUUCCAUGGGCACAGGUUCAUCAACAUCUUGUGGGUUUUAGCCGUCAUCAAAUCCAAAGUCGGUGGCGACAAAUCAACCCUGAACAGUCAAAGGGUCCUUUUACAGUGGAAGAGGACUUCAUUCUUAUAAAAGGCUUACACAUGUUUGGCUUGAAUUUUUCAAGCAUUGCCCACUUCAUGCCAGGUCGAUCGUAUGCCCAAGUUCGUGAUAGAUACAAGCGAACUAUCCUGCCAAACUUAACCUACAAACCCUGGACAAAAGAAGAAGAUGAAAUUUUGAUUCAGGAAUGCCAAGUUGGCCCUCGCAAUUGGCGUAAGAUGAUCCUGCAGCUGCCAAGGCGAAAUGCCUGUCAGAUCAGAGUGAGAUAUCACAUUCUCCAAGAAUGGCAGACCCUGACAGACAGUAAUUUGCCCCCUCCUCCCUUGUUCCCAGUGACCACAACCACCGAUACAGAAAUGAUCAACAAGAUUUGCAUGAACAUGAUUCGGGACACUAACCAGGUCAAGGAACUAGUGGACCAGAGUAGAGCAAAAACUGAUACGAAAGAUGCAGUGAUGGUGUUGGAGAACCGCCGCAAGGAGAUAAAAGCGAGGAAGGCUGGUAACUCCAUGCAGAAACUAAAGUGCGUAACGGAGAAACGAGGACGGAGACAAGGAACUCCUAAUCCGCACCAGAUCACACUUGAAAAUGCUUUUCUCACACAAUUCUUUCUUCCUUGGAGGUGCUAUCCGGGAAGUAUAAGUAUUUCAAGUGAGAUUGUUCAGUCAAAUCUCUGUUUGCUGGGUAAGGUUCAGCAGUUGAAGAUUUCUUCUGUGGUUUCUCCGGAAGAGCGAAAGAUGUUGAGUGCCCUCCAGUUGUCUGACAUAGAUACUGAUGUUGUUGACUCAUUGGUCAUAAAACCAGGGGGGGAAGAAGCAGCAGAUGAAUUUGGGGCUCAUGCUGAUGCUUGUCCAGAGACCAUCCCUCUCAUCCCACCCAACCAAACAACCAUAGGGGCCUUUAUUUCCCUCUUGUUGCACCGACCUCAGCUGGAGCAGAUGGCCUCAGGUGGUAUGAUAACAUCCAAAUUAAGAAAGCUACAGGAAGCUGGUCAGUCAAGCCAGAGAGGUCGGAAGAGGAAAUUAUUGAAAAACUUCAGGGACUUGUGCCCAAGGACAAGCAAGGGACUGGCCAGUGAUUGGUCGGAUAUUGACAGCCCAGAGGAGGUUGAAAGUUCAGAAACAAGAACAGCACAACAGAAAGUUCACAUUACAUCUGUGGAAUUGAACAAGACAGAGCCAGCAGCUAAAGUCAGAAGGAUGCGUAGGAAGAAUGUACGAAGACAAAUUGCAGAAAAUCUUACAACAUAUUCACGAGGCAAAAUUGGUGGAAACCCCAUUCCCAUAAGUAUGAGUGAAUCUACUGCAGAGGCCGGAAAAGCAAGUACAGUGGAUGCAGUGGUGUCAAAAGAGAUAGAAAGGGAGGAAGCAGCUGGACGUCAACAUGCAGAUGAGCUGCUCUUCCACAGGAUGCUGUCUUUGUUCUACUGGCCUACCUUAAUGAGCAAGUGCAGUCCUCCAGUGCAGCACACUCAAGCAGCUAAGGAGAAGCAAGCUGCUGCCGCUGCAAAGACUGAGAAGCCACAGCGAGUGAAAAAGAGGCUUUUGUUAACCAAAGAUGACCUUGAAACAGAGGAACAGGAAGAAUACAUAUCCCACUUAGAAAGAAUAGAAAAACUGCGUAAAAAAAAACUGAAGAAGCGGCAACUUUCCACAGACAGCUCAGAGGAUUGUGCAGUGGAGGAGAAUACAGUUUACGCAACACCUUCAGAAACAGAUGGAACUGAAGGGGAAUUCACACUGGAAGAGGAGGAAGGAACUGAUUCCCAGGUAUAUGAAAGUGAGCUUCAGGCUGCCGAUGGAGCCCAAGUUGUCAAGAGAAGAAAGGAAGGAGGCAGAGGGAGAGGACAGGGAAGUAGAAGUGGAAGUGGAAGUGGAAGAGGUAGAGGAAGAGGAAGAGGAAGAGGAAAAGGAAGGGGAAGAGGAAAAGGUCGAUCCCAAGAAACACUCGAAGGAAGGAGUAAAGAGAGCCACACAGACAAGAAUUUUGCAUGGAAAGUCACAGAAAACCAGUCGGAGUUGAAGGAUAGAGAGAGUUCUAACUCAGAAGAAGAUAUUCCCCUUAAUCUGGGAAUUGGUGUUAAUGUAUACAGAAGAAAACAGGGUAUCACGAAUCUUAAAAGAUCUCUUAUUAUGAAGAAGGUGUGGGAGAAGAGACGCCAGGGCAGUUACCCAGAUCGCACAAGCAAGAGACAGGCCAGGGUUUAUCAGCCCCGAGCAUCCAGAACGAGAGACUGCGUGCGCAAGGAAUUUUUGAGGCCCCCCAAAACCCCAAGGCCAUGGGACCUUCCCCUUGAUGGUCCUAUAAGGGUGAAGCCCAUGGUGUCAUCUGACCAGACAGAAAAUGACAUGGCUAAUGAAGAAGGAGGAGAAACAGGAUUGUUGGAGUAAUGUAGUGGUAUUAUUCAGUUUUUCAAGCCAAGAAAUGCCCUCCUUUGGGUUCAUCAGGUCACACUGUGUCAUAUGAAGAAUUCUUACAUUAUUCUUCAUAUAACAUACUUUUCUAUUCUUCAUAUAACACAGUAUUUUUCAUAUACUUACAGAAGAGUCUUUUAUGUUUAAAAUUUUGUUGUUUGUUGUUUUGUUGUUGAGUGUUUGUCUCUGUCUGUGCCUUUGUUCAUGUGUCUUUCGAGUUCUUUAAUUAACAGGAAGAGGUAAAUGAACAUUUAAAAUGAAAUAAAGAAUAUAAAAAUAUUCUAUGAGGACUGAUUAUUUUAUUUAGAUACUUGAGGAGCAAUUAUUUUUAUGAAAGUAUUGUUAUUUCUUGUUCAUCUGAGGCAUAUAAAAUAAUUUGUUGUCAGUUGUUUUAGAGCGGGAUGGUGAAGUAUGUGUAAAAUGUAGUUUUUGUAUAAAACGAAAAGUCAAAUUUUGUGAUGUAAAGAAAAAAGAAAAUUGAAAUAUGGAAGAAUGGAUAUUAUUUGUCCUGUUCAGUUACAGAUGUAUGUAGAAACUUGCAUCUGCAUCUGUUUGUAUGUAUGCAGUACAUUUGCACAUGUAGAUAUGCAUAGAUUUUCUCCUUAUAUUUGAACAUGCAUUGUUAUUCUCCAACUUUUUGUAGGAAUCAGGAAAACACUUGGUGAAAUAUACUUGUAUAAUUCUUUAUUUAACAUUUCAGUACAGUUCUUUGAAGAAAUGAUUUGUUAUCUGGCUUGUAGAAGUAAUGGCACUUUGUUUGAAUAUUACAUUAUUCAGCUGAAGUUUUCUUUUAAGAGUGUUGUGGCUAAUAAUACUUUCUGCACACCUCCUAAUCUGAAAAUAUAUUGAUUUCAUUUGAAUGAGGAGUAAAAAUGUGUAUUCUCUUAAUAAAACGUGGUAUGACGGAAAAAUUGAAAAUAAGCAUUCCCAUUGAAUGUGCUAGUAAUUGUGUUAACAUUAAUCUAAUUUUGUUAGUAUUUGAAACAAAAUAUGUAUGGAGUAGAGUUAUGC